This is a messenger RNA of Eucalyptus grandis, 1374 nucleotides long. RefSeq names its product protein CHROMOSOME TRANSMISSION FIDELITY 7. Gene Ontology annotation, cellular component: chromatin; nucleus. Gene Ontology annotation, molecular function: protein-lysine-acetyltransferase activity. Gene Ontology annotation, biological process: mitotic sister chromatid cohesion. Lineage: Eukaryota; Viridiplantae; Streptophyta; Magnoliopsida; Myrtales; Myrtaceae. The coding region runs from base 76 to 1212 and encodes 378 amino acids. The record is from RefSeq and is a predicted model, not a curated record. The transcript has 6 exons.
ACCAGAAAACCUAGGCGCCAGGAUCUUUCUUGCACCGACGGACGGAGCUCCGCAGGACCAGAGCACGCGAUCGCGAUGCAGCCCAAGAUCAGUUCCUUCUUCUUCAACUCGCCUCCUCCUCCUCCUCCUCCUCCGCCGCCGCCUCCCUCUCCGAAACGCCCUCCAGCUCCGUCUCCGCUCCUCCCAGACGACGGCGGCGGCGACGACCUGGCGCUUUGGGAGAGGACCCAACACGCGUUCGUCGCGACGUACGAGCGGAGAGCUCCCAAGUCGCUCCGGUCUGAAAUUCUCGAGGAUUCGAGCAGCGGAGAAGCGACGAAACUCGAUUCCGUGGAACCUGGCCUAAACCCAGAAUCAGUAGUGGUUGGCGGUACGAAAGUGGUCAACAGAAACAAGAAAAGGAGCUAUGCUCAGUUUCAUCUGGAGUUGGGGCAGUCCGAUUUUCUUCUCCGGACAUGCUCUGAGUGCGGGAUCAAGUACGCGCCUGGGGACGAAGGAGAUGAGAAGGCUCAUGCGGCAUUUCACAAGAAUUAUACUCAAGGACUACAGUUUAAGGGUUGGCGCAGUGAAAGGGUCAUAAGCACACCUUCCAUUGAACAAGGGCGUAUCGUUAUGGUAUUGGAUAGUGACCCUCCUGCUCAAAGAAACAAGGUACAAGAGGUUGUGGAGAUGAUGGAGGUGGAGCUUGGAUCUGGAUGGAUUUACCAUAGGCAGUGUAAGGUAUAUCUAUUCGUAGCUUCUCAGAGAAUUGCUGGAUGUUUAGUCGCGGAACCCAUAAAAGAGGCAUUUCGAAUCAUCUCCUUUGGAGAGAACAGAAGAGCAGAAGGCGCCGCCGUUAAGGAUACGAGAGUAAAGUCAGCUGCCCUUCAAUUUGGGAAUGUGGUCUUCCAAAGGGAAGCAGUAAAAAGAAGCACUUCCUUUAGGAAAUGUAAGAAAUUGGAGAACCUACUAAAUGGAGUGGUCUGCUGUGAAAAAGAAGCUGUAUCGGCCGUCUGCGGCAUAAGAGCCAUCUGGGUCACUCCCUCCAACAGAAGAAAGCAUGUAGCCACUCGAUUACUUGAUGCUGCUAGGAGUAGUUUCUGCUCGGGUACUGUUCUUGAACAUUCUAAGACGGCAUUCUCUCAACCGACUUCUGCCGGCAAGGCAUUGGCUUCCCAUUACAUGGGGACUGAAUACUUUCUUGUUUACAAGACCGACAGAUCGGAACCCUGAGGCGGUCGUCUUCAUAGUCGAUGAAUAGCAUUUAUGCUUUCAUGUAUGCAUUUAUAACUGUAACCAUCUGAAUCCGCAAUAACAUUGGGUCUGUACUUCUUUUACCGAUCCCAGCUAUUUAAACUCAGAUGGUUCUUUUGAACCGAGGAGCAAUGACUCUUC